AUGGAUUUGAACGAUUUGAAGAAUACCGUCUCGAACCUGACCUUGUAUGAUCUCAAGGCUGGGUUCCGGAAGGCGCAAAAUGCUGUCAUGAAUUAUACCGAGAUGGAGGCAAAGGUACGAGAGGCGACGAAUAACGAGCCAUGGGGAGCAUCGUCCACUCUGAUGCAAGAGAUUGCCAACGGCACAUUCAAUUAUCAACAACUCAAUGAGAUUAUGCCAAUGAUCUAUCGUCGAUUCACAGAAAAGUCUGCAGAAGAGUGGCGCCAAAUCUAUAAGAGCUUACAGCUACUCGAAUUCCUCAUCAAGCAUGGUUCGGAGCGUGUUGUUGACGAUGCGCGCGGACACAUCACGCUUCUGAAAAUGCUGCGCCAGUUCCAUUUCAUUGACCAGAACGGCAAGGAUCAAGGUAUCAACGUACGAAACCGAGCCAAGGAACUUGCCGAGCUCCUGGGCGACGUUGAGCGGAUUCGCGCCGAGCGCAAAAAGGCCCGAGUAACAAAGAACAAGUACACCGGCGCUGAGGGAGGCAUGGGCAUGGGUGGCUUCUCAAGCGGAGGCAGCGGUCGCUUUGGCGGCUUCGGCAAUGAGUCUAGCUAUGGCGGUGGUGGUGGUGCCUCUGCAGACUACGGCGGAUACUCGGGUGGUGUAUAUGGCGAUGGCGGCGGCUUUGGUGGCCAAACGAGCGAUUUCCGCGACACCCAGAACCGGUCAGAGAGAUUUGAAGAGUACGACGAAUAUGACGAGGGAGUGCGUCCCGCGGCCAGUUCUUCUCGUCCCGCGAGAAGUUCAGCACGCUCUCCAGCCAAAAAGGAAACGGCGCCGCCUCCCAAGCAGAAAGAGCCUGAGGUGGACCUCUUCUCAUUUGAUGAGCCCGCUGCGGCUGCUCCAGCAGCCGCAUCCAGCAGCUCUGGACUGAGCGGAUUCGCUCCCCUCAGCACCGUCGCUGCUCCCGCCAACGAUGACGAUGACGAGUUUGACGACUUUCAAGAGGCAGCUCCCUCAGCGCCUGCAGCUCAGCCUUUAGCACCCUCUGCUGGCUUCUCUCAGCCCCUAUCCCCUACCUCACCGACGUCGCCGACGUAUUCAAACCUUGCUGCUCCCAAGCCUCUGUCGGCGCCGCAGCAAGCCGGCAUCAGUCAGAUGGUCAGCAUCGCUUCCAUCUCACCAGCCGGCAGCACCAAUGCCACGCCUGCUGCUGGGAACUCAGCAUUCAGCAUUCCGAUGCAGCCUGCCAAACCUGCAGGCUUCCAGCCCACAGGGCCCAACUACUUUGGCACUGUACAGGCUCAACCUACUGGAGGAUCUGUGUCAUCCCAGACUCCCACUGCCGGUCUGCAGCCCACCAACAAGUCCAAUGGCAAAGCAGCAGCCUCUGGCGGCGGAGAUGCAUUUGGUGCUCUCUGGGGCAAAGCCAGUGUCGGCAUCAAGAAGCCCAGCACUCCCACCGCCGGGCCAGCACUGGGCCAACUGGCCAAGGAGAAGAGCAGUGCUAGCAUCUGGGGAGCACCCGCAGCAAACCCCUCUUCAGCUCCACAGGGCGGUUCCGCCUCUGGAGAUUUGCUUGGGUAA
Molecule: messenger RNA, 1569 nt
Organism: Trichoderma gamsii
Lineage: Eukaryota; Fungi; Ascomycota; Sordariomycetes; Hypocreales; Hypocreaceae
Product: epsin-3
Exons: 4
Coding region: 1-1569 (522 amino acids)
Biological process (GO): endocytosis; Golgi to endosome transport
Cellular component (GO): plasma membrane; endosome; clathrin vesicle coat
Molecular function (GO): clathrin binding; phospholipid binding
Source: RefSeq, a predicted model, not a curated record